Molecule: messenger RNA, 667 nt
Organism: Drosophila teissieri
Lineage: Eukaryota; Metazoa; Arthropoda; Insecta; Diptera; Drosophilidae
Gene: Npc2d
Exons: 2
Coding region: 8-526 (172 amino acids)
Biological process (GO): intracellular cholesterol transport
Molecular function (GO): sterol binding
Source: RefSeq, a predicted model, not a curated record
GAGAAACAUGCAGGCUAAGGUGUUCGCUCUGAUCUCCCUGGGAUUACUAUCGCUGGCUGCCGGUCAGCAGGAGCAUCCGGCGACGUCUGUGAAGAAAUGCUCCGGAAGUAAACCCUUUCCGCUGGAAGUGCGUGUCCACAACUGCGUUACUCCACCCUGCCAGAUUGUAAAGGGUACGACCCAAAAGUUCGAGAUCGAUUUCGCCGUGGACAAGUACAUCACCCAGCUGACGACCUUGGUGAAGGCCACCACCCUCGGCAUCAUCACGGUGCCCUAUGAACUGCCUGCGGAUGUGGCUGCCGUCUGUCCGAAUCUCCAGUACGGCGCCUAUUGCCCGCUGUAUCCCACCGAGGAUGUCUCCUAUCUGUUCUCGUUUCCCAUCGGGGAGUAUCCCGAGAUCGGCGUGAAGAUCGAGAUCUAUCUGGUGGAUCAGGACAAUGAGAUUGCCACGUGCUUCGUGUGCGACAUUAAGGUGGUCAAGGGCAAUGGCGGCAACACGCUCUAUGAGCUGGACUAUCUCAACUGAAGUUGGACCUAGUUAAUUCAUCAAUUGGUUUAAAUUACUGUGAUAUACAAUACAUACUUCUUUUUCCAAAAUCCAUCGCUGAGCUACGCAACGAUGUCUCAUGAAUAUUUAAUAAAAUUUUAAAAGCUUUACCCCCCCACA